Osmerus eperlanus (European smelt) is the source of this 1551-nucleotide messenger RNA. RefSeq names its product calcium homeostasis modulator protein 6. The record is from RefSeq and is a predicted model, not a curated record. The coding region runs from base 83 to 697 and encodes 204 amino acids. Gene Ontology annotation, molecular function: monoatomic cation channel activity. NCBI's taxonomy places the organism in Eukaryota, Metazoa, Chordata, Actinopteri, Osmeriformes, Osmeridae. Gene Ontology annotation, cellular component: plasma membrane. The transcript is spliced from 2 exons.
CUUGUCUGUUGCCAAUGUGUUCACAACGGUGCUCCCUCCAUAGGGCUUUUUAACUCUUCUCUCCUUUUUUGUUUUAACUAGUAUGGAAAGUAGACAACAAUGGCUUACCAGACUGAAAAAUGAACUUAGCAACAGCCCUCUGGCGUCAAAUGUGGCUUUUGGCUUUAUCCUCAUGGGACUGGAGAAGUUGGUGGAGCUCGAGUUUGAGUGUCCUUGUAACCCUACAUGGAACGGAGUGUUUUCCUCAGCGUUCUUCAUCAUUCCUGCCGUCAUGGCCUUCACUCUCAUGCUGAUCAUCCAGGGGUGCAGGUGUGAUACUUGGUGCAGGAAAUCGGUGUCCUUAUCCAGCUUUGUUCCUGCGAUCGUGUGGCUGAUCUUGUUGUUCCUAGACGGCCAGUACUUUGCAUGUGCAAUGACAGACUGGAAGGGGAGAUUUGUCCUCGUUGACAAAGCGGCGCCGCAGAAAUGGUGCGAGCCGACUAGCGAGGGAGACGUCCCACCGCAAGAACUCAUGCUGCGCUCACAGCAGCUUUUUGUCGUGUCUCAGGUUAUAGGUAUAUUUCUGCUCAUAUUCAUUUGUGUGGGACUGGUAGUGUAUGUGGUCAGAGAGAGCUGCCACCAGGAAGCAGAGCAGCAGGAGAGCAAUGUAGCGGAGCUCAGGAUGCUCACGGUGAGCUCUUUACGGACCCGGACGUAGUGAAAGGAGAGACACCUCCCACACACCUUCCUGCCUCUGGUUCUCACAACGGUAUCUCAGACACUUCCCACUAUCUCAGUGCCAAAAAUGGCUACAAUGUAUUCAAAAUAGAAAAUAUGGUGACAUUUCGGUCGAACGUAGCCUUCAUCAGACCUGCCCUGGCCUUGGCUCCAGCUAUCAACACAAGAACAUGUCUUGUCUCUGGUCUUAUUGGUGUGUGGACACUUUUUAAAUGAGCUAUAGGAAUUACAUAGUACUCCUUGUAAAUAGAUGUUGUGUUUUUCGUACUCUGAAUUCUUUCUGUUUCUUUGUUUCUUUUUAUAUAUUGUAUUGUUUUAAAAUGUUAAAGAGUCACAGGGCUGCCUAGAGAGAAAUGUUAUUAUGCUUUGAUGUAUUUUACUUUUACCAUUGAAACCUCUUUUUAAUGCAUUUCUAAUUAUUUCUGUAAAAUAUUUGUGGAUUUGUACCAGAUCUAAAUCCAGGUGUCAUGUCGAUGAAUCAUGUUGCAGAAGAGGUUCUGUAUAGUUUCAUAUCCAUCUGCCUCUUAAACUGUCUUACUUUUUUCGCCUGGCUCAGCAGCAAGCCUUUUCUGACUGGCACCCUCCUCUAAUUGAGACGCCUACUCAGAUUUUUCAAGACACCUGCCAAGACUCAGCCCAGACGAGCGGGCCGCUUACAUUAUGAUUAUCUGACGGAUGUUCAGGAGGCAAGAGAAGGAACCUUAAACAUUUUUUUUUCUGUUUUUGAGAGUGAGCAUUUAGGUUUUAGCUGGCACAAAUUAUACAGAAUAACGAAUUUGAUGGCCAUAACAUAAUUUGUUUGUGUAAUGCCUUUUUGUAAUAAAGAAAUUAUUU